Molecule: messenger RNA, 3722 nt
Organism: Megalops cyprinoides (Indo-Pacific tarpon)
Lineage: Eukaryota; Metazoa; Chordata; Actinopteri; Elopiformes; Megalopidae
Product: importin-9-like
Exons: 24
Coding region: 7-3129 (1040 amino acids)
Biological process (GO): protein import into nucleus
Cellular component (GO): cytosol; nuclear envelope
Molecular function (GO): small GTPase binding
Source: RefSeq, a predicted model, not a curated record
AGAGCUAUGGAGGGCGUAAACGGUUCUGGACCCAGCCCGGUUUCGCCCGCUGGCCCGGUCCAGCAAGGACUCAAGGAAGCCCUGGUUGAGACGCUGGCCGCGAUACUGUUGCCGGUGCAAGAAGUACGCGCAGCAGCGGAGGAGCAGAUUAAAGUUCUGGAAGUGACUGAGGAGUUUGGAGUUCACCUGGCCGAGCUGACGGUCGACCCCCAAGGAUCCCUCGCCAUUCGACAGUUGGCCUCUGUCAUCCUGAAGCAGUAUGUGGAGACACACUGGUGCGCCCAAUCGGAGAAGUUCAGGCACCCAGAGACCUCUGAAAGGGCGAAGGUGGCGAUCAGAGAGCUGCUCCCAGGGGCACUGCGGGAGUCCGUAAGCAAGGUGCGGUCCAGCGUGGCGUACGCCGUGUCGGCCAUCGCGCACUGGGACUGGCCUGAGGCCUGGCCGCAGCUCUUCACCCUGCUCAUGGACAUGCUGGUCAGCGGCGACGUCAACGCCGUGCACGGCGCCAUGAGGGUCCUUACAGAGUUCACCCGUGAAGUGACAGACAUGCAGAUGCCCUUUGUCGCCCCGGUGAUUUUGCCAGAAAUGUACAAGAUCUUCACCAUGGCAGAGGUCUACAGCAUUCGCACCCGUUCCCGAGCCGUGGAAAUCUUCACCACCUGUGCCAACCUCAUCUAUGCCAUUGAGGAGCUGGAGAAGGGUGCGGCCAAAGCCUUGAUCCUCCCGGUGAUGCAGCAAUUCACAGAGGCCUUCGCUCAGGCCCUGCAGGUGCCAGACGGACCAACCUCCGACAGCGGCCUCAAGAUGGAAGUCCUCAAGGCAGUGACAGCGCUGGUAAAGAACUUCCCCAAGCACAUGGUGUCCUCCAUGCAGCAGAUCCUGCCCAUAGUGUGGAGGACUCUGACCGAGAGUGCAGUGUUCUAUGUCCAAACAGAAGUCAAUGACACAGAGGAGGUGGAUGACCCAGUUGAUUCUGAUGGUGAGGUGCUGGGCUUUGAGAACCUGGUGUUUGGCAUCUUCGACUUCGUCCACACCCUCCUGGAGAACAGCAAGUUCAAGUUCACGGUGAAGAAGGCCCUGUCUGAGCUCAUCUACUAUAUCAUCCUGUACAUGCAGAUUACAGAGGAGCAGAUCAAGGUGUGGACGGCCAACCCUCAGCAGUUUGUGGAGGAUGAGGAUGAUGACACCUUCUCCUACACUGUGCGCAUUUCGGCACAGGACUUGUUGCUGGCAAUGGCUGCAGAGUUCCAGAAUGAGAGUGCGGUGGCGCUGGCAGCAGCUGCCUCACGACACCUGCAGGAAGCCGAGCAGGCCAAGAGCAGCGGCAACCAGCACUGGUGGAAGAUCCAUGAGGCCUGCAUGCUGGCGCUGGGCUCUGUCAAGAGCAUCAUCACAGAGAACGUCAAGAGCGGCGCCUUGCAGUUUGACAUGCAUGGCUUCCUCACCAACGUCGUCCUGGCCGACCUCAACCUCCCAGCCGCCUCCCCCUUCCUGCUGGGCCGUGCCCUAUGGGCUGCCAGCCGCUUCACGGCCGCCAUGCCCCCCGAGCUGAUCCAGCAGUUCCUCCAUGCCACCGUCAGCGGCCUUCACGACAACCAGCCGCCCUCCGUCCGCAUCUCCGCCGUACGUGCAAUCUGGGGGUACUGCGACCAGCUGAAGAUGUCGGAGAGCACGCUGGUCCUGCAGCCCUACCUGCCCAGCAUCCUGGACGGCCUGGUCCAGCUGGCAGCCCAGUUUGGCUCUGAGGUUCUGACCCUGGUGAUGGAGACUCUCUGCAUCGUCUGCUCCGUUGAUCCGGACUUCACCGCCAGCGCCGAGAGCAAGAUCUGCCCCCUCACCAUCGCCAUCUUUCUCAAGCACAGCAACGACCCUGUGGUGGCGUCCCUGGCCCAGGACAUCUUUCGGGAGCUGGCUCAGAUCGAGGCGUGCCAGGGCCCCAUGCAGGCGCGCCUCAUCCCCACGCUGGUCAGCAUCAUGCAGGCCCCACCUGACAAGAUCCCCUCAGGACUGUGCGCUGGCGCCAUCGAUAUCCUGACCACUCUGGUGCGACACACCAAGCCCCCGCUCUCCGAGCUGCUGGUCUGCCAAGCCUUCCUCGUGGUGGCACAGUGCACCCUGGGCACAGACGAUAGCACCACCAUGCAGAGCGGUGGGGAGUGCCUGCGGGCCUACGUGUCGGUGGCGCUGGAGCAGGUGGGCCAGUGGCAGGACGAGCAGGGCCGCAGCGGGCUGUGGUACGUGAUGCAGGUGGUGAGCCAGCUCCUGGACCCGCACACCUCCGAGUUCACGGCCGCCUGCGUGGGCCGCCUGGUGUCAACGCUCAUCUCGCGCGCCGGCAGCCAGCUCGGAGAAACCCUGGACCAGAUCCUGCGUGCCGUCCUGAGCAAGAUGCAGCAGGCCGAGACCGUCAGCGUCAUGCAGUCCCUGAUCAUGGUGUUCGCCCACCUGGUGCACUCCCAGCUGGAGCCGCUGCUGGAGUUCCUGUGCAGCCUGCCCGGCCCCACGGGCAAGCCCGCCCUGGAGUUCGUCAUGGCCGAGUGGAUGAGCCGCCAGCACCUCUUCUACGGCCAGUACGAGGGGAAAGUUAGCACUGUAGCCCUUUGCAAGCUGCUCCAGCACGGGCUCAACGCCGAUGACAGGCGUCUGCAGGACAUCGUAGUGAAGGGCGAGGAGAUCUUCAGUCCCAACGAGGGCAUCCGCACGCGCUCCAAAAGUGCCAAGAACCCCCAACGCUGGACCAACGUCCCUCUGCUGGUGAAGAUCUUCAAGCUCAUCAUCAACGAGCUGUCAUCAGCUGUGGAGGCAAAUACAACACGAACAUCUGCUGGUGACUGGAGCCAUGAUUCGGCUGAUAUGUUUGAAGAACAAGAGGAUUACGAGGACGAAGGCCUGGCUGACCAGCUGCUCUCGGACAUCAUUUCCUCAGAUAAAUAUGAUGACGAUCGUUAUGAAGAUGAAGAUGAUGAUGAGGAAGACCCGGAAGCCUUGAAAGACCCUAUUUAUCAGAUUAACCUCCAGGCCUACCUCACAGACUUCCUGACCCAGUUCUCCCAGCAGCCCUGCUACGGCAUGUUCUCCAGCCACUUAAACGAAGCUGAGACGAGAAUCCUGCAGUCUAUCGGCAUCUAACACGCAGCGCCCCACCCCAAUUCCUAACAUCCAACAUCCAUUCACAUCCUCGUCCCCUCGGCCAGUUGUAUCCCACAUGCCUUUUCCAAACCUUGGGUAGUUGGUUUGCACCACCCCCCAGUGGCCGCUCCAGGUAGUGGAACACACCCCACGGCUCCACCCAUCUCCAUCUCUUUUUAACAGAAAAGACUUUGUCUGAAAGGAGGUGGAGCUGCAUUUGGGGAGGACCAUUAUUGUGAAGGGGAUGGGGGAGGAUGCCAAGUGAAAGGAGUUCUUUAUUCCUGGCAGGCUGAGCAGAUUCAGCGAACUGCCAUGGCCUUCAGGGAAACUCGCCGUCAGCAGCCGGAGAGCCUGGGAAAGAAAGCUAUGGUGAAAUCAUGGGGGUGGUUCUUCCAGCUCGUAAAUGCUAUGUGUACACUAACUGGGCCAGAAUGGGUUUGAACUCUGAUCUGAGUGAGUCUGCAAAGGGAAUUUUUUUCCACAUCCCUCCAUGUCCUGCUUAUGGGCCGUUCUAUACUGCUCUGCAGCCCUCAGGGGUCAAGAAGACAAACAACUCCGAUGUGUCACAGACAUAAUGCAGACUUGUACUUUGA